AUGCCCGCAGGGAAUACGUUAAUCCUUGGUGAAGCAUAUUAUCCGUUUCAAGCCUCUGCCGGUGGUCUCUCGGUCAUUUGUUUUGCGGCGAUCAUGUCACAUGGUGUGGUAUCCACGGUCAUCGAUGGGUUGGGGUUCACUGUUCAUCGCCUCAAGCGAAAGCUUGGUCGCCGCAAGCGAAAGCCUGGCGGUAAGCGUGGGAAAUUAGGUGAUGACGGGGGCGAUGGGGGCGAUGGUGGAAAUGAUGGCAGUGAUGGGGGCGAUGGUGGAUAUGAUGGCGGCGGGUGUGAUGGUGGUGGUGGGUUUCACGUCGGCGGUCACCACCACGUCGGCGAUGUUGGUGGUGGGUUUCACGGCGGCGGUCACCACCACGUCGGUGGGUUUCACGGCGGGGGUCACCACCACGUCGGCGAUGGUGGCGGUGGCGGUGGCGAUGGUAUGGGCCUGGCCAUUAAUAUCAUCAAGAUUAAUGGCACCAGUGCGAGUUCACAGGGCUGUUCUUAG
Molecule: messenger RNA, 504 nt
Organism: Nymphaea colorata (pocket water lily)
Lineage: Eukaryota; Viridiplantae; Streptophyta; Magnoliopsida; Nymphaeales; Nymphaeaceae
Product: glycine-rich cell wall structural protein-like
Exons: 2
Coding region: 1-504 (167 amino acids)
Source: RefSeq, a predicted model, not a curated record